AAUCACUAAAAAGAUUUAAAAAGCACCUCAUCAAAUCUGCCUUGAACACGAACUUACAGUUCACAACUGGCUCCAUUAUCAUAAUCAAACCCCUAUAAAAUUAAGAAUUCGGAACAGAGACUCACGGUCAAGCCAGCUCCUAUUCACCUACUGGAUCCUCUCACUCCCACAUCCCAAUCUCUUCAAUUCUCCCUCAAAAAUGAGCUGGUGGUGGGCUGGAGCAAUCGGUGCUGCCAGGAAGAAAUUCGAUGAAGAUGAAGCCCCGCGAAGCUUUCAAAACGUGGGAUUAGUGAUCGAUGUUACAGGCAUAGUUGGUAACAGCUUGGCUGAAAUAUUACCACUCUUAGACACCCCAGGUGGGCCAUGGAAAGCCUAUGGUGUGGCACGUCGUCCACGACCAAACUGGAAUUCGGACCAUCCUGUCGAGUAUAUUCAGUGUGAUAUCUCCGAUCCUCAAGAAACUCAAACCAAACUUUCCCAACUCACCGAUGUCACACAUAUUUUCUAUGUCACAUGGGCCAACAAAUCCACCGAGGCUGAGAAUUGUGAAACCAACGGUGCCAUGUUCCGAAAUGUCCUACGUGCGGUGAUCCCCCAUGCGCCAAAUCUCAAUCACGUCACUCUCCAGACAGGUACUAAACACUACCUUGGAGACUUCGGGACUGCUGGAAAAAUGAGGUUCGCAAACGAUCAGCCUUUUACAGAGGACUUGUCGAGAGUGGAAGUACCUAACUUCUAUUACACUCUUGAGGAUGUUAUGUUCGAGGAAUCCGAGAAAAAAGAGGGACUCACUUGGUCAGUUCAUAGACCCAACGUGAUUUUUGGGUUUUCACCUUAUAGUUUGAUGAAUAUAAUUGGGACACUUUGUGUUUACGCUGCUAUAUGUAAGCACGAGGGGGUUGCUUUGAAAUUCCCUGGUGUGAAAGCUGCUUGGGAGUGUUAUUCUGUGGCUGCUGAUGCUGAUCUUAUUGCUGAGCAACAUAUUUGGGCUGUGGUGGAUCCUAAUGCGAAGAAUGAAGCCUUUAAUUGUAACAAUGGAGAUUUGUUUAAGUGGAAGCAUCUUUGGAAGGUGUUGGCCGAGCAAUUUGGGAUUGAGGAGUAUGGAUUUGAGGAGGGUGAGAGAGUGAGCUUGGUGGAGUUGAUGAAGGACAAGGGUCCAGUGUGGGAUGAGAUUGUAAAGGAGAAUCAGUUGCAACCCACAAAGUUGGAGGAGGUUGGGAUUUGGUGGUUUGCAGAUUUUACUUUGGGAAAUGAAGGUUCGAUGGAUAGUAUGAAUAAGUGUAAGGAGCAUGGGUUUUUGGGGUUCAGGAACUCCAAGAACUCAUUCAUUUCCUGGAUAGAUAAGGUGAAAGGCUACAAGAUUGUACCUCAAUAAAGGAUUUUUCUGUGAAAGUUGCUAUGUCUUGUGAAUAAGCGUUGGGAUUGAGAUGAGGUGCAAUAGCAAUUACCAUAUUCUUUGUGAAAAAGUAAAAAUUAACAUACUAAAAAAGUUUUAAAAAUGAAAAAGUUAAAAAAAAAAUUAUCUUAUUAAAUUUUACCUUCGAUAUAGAGAUGGUAAUUGCAUAGGGCCGUAUCCAAAUCUCAGGUGGAUGUUGAGGCGAGGUUUCAGAUCCGUGUGCUAUAUGUAGUAGUUGAAGUUGCUUUUGUCUUGUGCUGUGCAAUGUAAGGGUUACUCUGUUAUCUCAUAUCUAUUGGAUUUUGGGUUUUAGCUUUUCUGUGUUAUUUGGUAAUUGAAUAAAAAUUUGUUAGUAA
This is a messenger RNA of Quercus robur (English oak), 1752 nucleotides long. Its product is annotated as 3-oxo-Delta(4,5)-steroid 5-beta-reductase-like. The record is from RefSeq and is a predicted model, not a curated record. Bases 200 to 1375 code for a protein of 391 amino acids. The transcript is spliced from 3 exons. Lineage: Eukaryota; Viridiplantae; Streptophyta; Magnoliopsida; Fagales; Fagaceae.